This is a messenger RNA of Closterium sp. Yama58-4, 12318 nucleotides long. The record is from the annotation of a GenBank genome assembly. NCBI's taxonomy places the organism in Eukaryota, Viridiplantae, Streptophyta, Zygnematophyceae, Desmidiales, Closteriaceae.
AUGGGCAACAGAAGUUGGAAUCGCUUUAUCGCAAUUGGUUGCGAAGGUUUUGAAUGCGGUGCUCUGCUCCCAACCCAUCGCUGUCAGGUGCUCUGCUCCCAACCCAUCGCUGUCAGGUGCUCUGCUCCCAACCCAUCGCUGUCAGGUGCUCUGCUCCCAACCCAUCGCUGUCAGGUGCUCUGCUCCCAACCCAUCGCUGUCAGGUGCUCUGCUCCCAACCCAUCGCUGUCAGGUGCUCUGCUCCCAACCCAUCGCUGUCAGGUGCUCUGCUCCCAACCCAUCGCUGUCAGGUGCUCUGCUCCCAACCCAUCGCUGUCAGGUGCUCUGCUCCCAACCCAUCGCUGUCAGGUGCUCUGCUCCCAACCCAUCGCUGUCAGGUGCUCUGCUCCCAACCCAUCGCUGUCAGGUGCUCUGCUCCCAACCCAUCGCUGUCAGGUGCUCUGCUCCCAACCCAUCGCUGUCAGGUGCUCUGCUCCCAACCCAUCGCUGUCAGGUGCUCUGCUCCCAACCCAUCGCUGUCAGGUGCUCUGCUCCCAACCCAUCGCUGUCAGGUGCUCUGCUCCCAACCCAUCGCUGUCAGGUGCUCUGCUCCCAACCCAUCGCUGUCAGGUGCUCUGCUCCCAACCCAUCGAUGUCAGGUGCUCUGCUCCCAACCCAUCGCUGUCAGGUGCUCUGCUCCCAACCCAUCGCUGUCAGGUGCUCUGCUCCCAACCCAUCGCUGUCAGGUGCUCUGCUCCCAACCCAUCGCUGUCAGGUGCUCUGCUCCCAACCCAUCGCUGUCAGGUGCUCUGCUCCCAACCCAUCGCUGUCAGGUGCUCUGCUCCCAACCCAUCGCUGUCAGGUGCUCUGCUCCCAACCCAUCGCUGUCAGGUGCUCUGCUCCCAACCCAUCGCUGUCAGGUGCUCUGCUCCCAACCCAUCGCUGUCAGGUGCUCUGCUCCCAACCCAUCGCUGUCAGGUGCUCUGCUCCCAACCCAUCGCUGUCAGGUGCUCUGCUCCCAACCCAUCGCUGUCAGGUGCUCUGCUCCCAACCCAUCGCUGUCAGGUGCUCUGCUCCCAACCCAUCGCUGUCAGGUGCUCUGCUCCCAACCCAUCGCUGUCAGGUGCUCUGCUCCCAACCCAUCGCUGUCAGGUGCUCUGCUCCCAACCCAUCGCUGUCAGGUGCUCUGCUCCCAACCCAUCGCUGUCAGGUGCUCUGCUCCCAACCCAUCGCUGUCAGGUGCUCUGCUCCCAACCCAUCGCUGUCAGGUGCUCUGCUCCCAACCCAUCGCUGUCAGGUGCUCUGCUCCCAACCCAUCGCUGUCAGGUGCUCUGCUCCCAACCCAUCGCUGUCAGGUGCUCUGCUCCCAACCCAUCGCUGUCAGGUGCUCUGCUCCCAACCCAUCGCUGUCAGGUGCUCUGCUCCCAACCCAUCGCUGUCAGGUGCUCUGCUCCCAACCCAUCGCUGUCAGGUGCUCUGCUCCCAACCCAUCGCUGUCAGGUGCUCUGCUCCCAACCCAUCGCUGUCAGGUGCUCUGCUCCCAACCCAUCGCUGUCAGGUGCUCUGCUCCCAACCCAUCGCUGUCAGGUGCUCUGCUCCCAACCCAUCGCUGUCAGGUGCUCUGCUCCCAACCCAUCGCUGUCAGGUGCUCUGCUCCCAACCCAUCGCUGUCAGGUGCUCUGCUCCCAACCCAUCGCUGUCAGGUGCUCUGCUCCCAACCCAUCGCUGUCAGGUGCUCUGCUCCCAACCCAUCGCUGUCAGGUGCUCUGCUCCCAACCCAUCGCUGUCAGGUGCUCUGCUCCCAACCCAUCGCUGUCAGGUGCUCUGCUCCCAACCCAUCGCUGUCAGGUGCUCUGCUCCCAACCCAUCGCUGUCAGGUGCUCUGCUCCCAACCCAUCGCUGUCAGGUGCUCUGCUCCCAACCCAUCGCUGUCAGGUGCUCUGCUCCCAACCCAUCGCUGUCAGGUGCUCUGCUCCCAACCCAUCGCUGUCAGGUGCUCUGCUCCCAACCCAUCGCUGUCAGGUGCUCUGCUCCCAACCCAUCGCUGUCAGGUGCUCUGCUCCCAACCCAUCGCUGUCAGGUGCUCUGCUCCCAACCCAUCGCUGUCAGGUGCUCUGCUCCCAACCCAUCGCUGUCAGGUGCUCUGCUCCCAACCCAUCGCUGUCAGGUGCUCUGCUCCCAACCCAUCGCUGUCAGGUGCUCUGCUCCCACUCCAUCGCUGUCAGGUGCUCUGCUCCCAACCCAUCGCUGUCAGGUGCUCUGCUCCCAACCCAUCGCUGUCAGGUGCUCUGCUCCCAACCCAUCGAUGUCAGGUGCUCUGCUCCCAACCCAUCGCUGUCAGGUGCUCUGCUCCCAACCCAUCGCUGUCAGGUGCUCUGCUCCCAACCCAUCGCUGUCAGGUGCUCUGCUCCCAACCCAUCGCUGUCAGGUGCUCUGCUCCCAACCCAUCGCUGUCAGGUGCUCUGCUCCCAACCCAUCGCUGUCAGGUGCUCUGCUCCCAACCCAUCGCUGUCAGGUGCUCUGCUCCCAACCCAUCGCUGUCAGGUGCUCUGCUCCCAACCCAUCGCUGUCAGGUGCUCUGCUCCCAACCCAUCGCUGUCAGGUGCUCUGCUCCCAACCCAUCGCUGUCAGGUGCUCUGCUCCCAACCCAUCGCUGUCAGGUGCUCUGCUCCCAACCCAUCGCUGUCAGGUGCUCUGCUCCCAACCCAUCGCUGUCAGGUGCUCUGCUCCCAACCCAUCGCUGUCAGGUGCUCUGCUCCCAACCCAUCGCUGUCAGGUGCUCUGCUCCCAACCCAUCGCUGUCAGGUGCUCUGCUCCCAACCCAUCGCUGUCAGGUGCUCUGCUCCCAACCCAUCGCUGUCAGGUGCUCUGCUCCCAACCCAUCGCUGUCAGGUGCUCUGCUCCCAACCCAUCGCUGUCAGGUGCUCUGCUCCCAACCCAUCGCUGUCAGGUGCUCUGCUCCCAACCCAUCGCUGUCAGGUGCUCUGCUCCCAACCCAUCGCUGUCAGGUGCUCUGCUCCCAACCCAUCGCUGUCAGGUGCUCUGCUCCCAACCCAUCGCUGUCAGGUGCUCUGCUCCCAACCCAUCGCUGUCAGGUGCUCUGCUCCCAACCCAUCGCUGUCAGGUGCUCUGCUCCCAACCCAUCGCUGUCAGGUGCUCUGCUCCCAACCCAUCGCUGUCAGGUGCUCUGCUCCCAACCCAUCGCUGUCAGGUGCUCUGCUCCCAACCCAUCGCUGUCAGGUGCUCUGCUCCCAACCCAUCGCUGUCAGGUGCUCUGCUCCCAACCCAUCGCUGUCAGGUGCUCUGCUCCCAACCCAUCGCUGUCAGGUGCUCUGCUCCCAACCCAUCGCUGUCAGGUGCUCUGCUCCCAACCCAUCGCUGUCAGGUGCUCUGCUCCCAACCCAUCGCUGUCAGGUGCUCUGCUCCCAACCCAUCGCUGUCAGGUGCUCUGCUCCCAACCCAUCGCUGUCAGGUGCUCUGCUCCCAACCCAUCGCUGUCAGGUGCUCUGCUCCCAACCCAUCGCUGUCAGGUGCUCUGCUCCCAACCCAUCGCUGUCAGGUGCUCUGCUCCCAACCCAUCGCUGUCAGGUGCUCUGCUCCCAACCCAUCGCUGUCAGGUGCUCUGCUCCCAACCCAUCGCUGUCAGGUGCUCUGCUCCCAACCCAUCGCUGUCAGGUGCUCUGCUCCCAACCCAUCGCUGUCAGGUGCUCUGCUCCCAACCCAUCGCUGUCAGGUGCUCUGCUCCCAACCCAUCGCUGUCAGGUGCUCUGCUCCCAACCCAUCGCUGUCAGGUGCUCUGCUCCCAACCCAUCGCUGUCAGGUGCUCUGCUCCCAACCCAUCGCUGUCAGGUGCUCUGCUCCCACUCCAUCGCUGUCAGGUGCUCUGCUCCCAACCCAUCGCUGUCAGGUGCUCUGCUCCCAACCCAUCGCUGUCAGGUGCUCUGCUCCCAACCCAUCGCUGUCAGGUGCUCUGCUCCCAACCCAUCGCUGUCAGGUGCUCUGCUCCCAACCCAUCGCUGUCAGGUGCUCUGCUCCCAACCCAUCGCUGUCAGGUGCUCUGCUCCCAACCCAUCGCUGUCAGGUGCUCUGCUCCCAACCCAUCGCUGUCAGGUGCUCUGCUCCCAACCCAUCGCUGUCAGGUGCUCUGCUCCCAACCCAUCGCUGUCAGGUGCUCUGCUCCCAACCCAUCGCUGUCAGGUGCUCUGCUCCCAACCCAUCGCUGUCAGGUGCUCUGCUCCCAACCCAUCGCUGUCAGGUGCUCUGCUCCCAACCCAUCGCUGUCAGGUGCUCUGCUCCCAACCCAUCGCUGUCAGGUGCUCUGCUCCCAACCCAUCGCUGUCAGGUGCUCUGCUCCCAACCCAUCGCUGUCAGGUGCUCUGCUCCCAACCCAUCGCUGUCAGGUGCUCUGCUCCCAACCCAUCGCUGUCAGGUGCUCUGCUCCCAACCCAUCGCUGUCAGGUGCUCUGCUCCCAACCCAUCGCUGUCAGGUGCUCUGCUCCCAACCCAUCGCUGUCAGGUGCUCUGCUCCCAACCCAUCGGUGUCAGGUGCUCUGCUCCCACCCCAUCGCUGUCAGGUGCUCUGCUCCCAACCCAUCGCUGUCAGGUGCUCUGCUCCCAACCCAUCGCUGUCAGGUGCUCUGCUCCCAACCCAUCGCUGUCAGGUGCUCUGCUCCCAACCCAUCGCUGUCAGGUGCUCUGCUCCCAACCCAUCGCUGUCAGGUGCUCUGCUCCCAACCCAUCGCUGUCAGGUGCUCUGCUCCCAACCCAUCGCUGUCAGGUGCUCUGCUCCCAACCCAUCGCUGUCAGGUGCUCUGCUCCCAACCCAUCGCUGUCAGGUGCUCUGCUCCCAACCCAUCGCUGUCAGGUGCUCUGCUCCCAACCCAUCGCUGUCAGGUGCUCUGCUCCCAACCCAUCGCUGUCAGGUGCUCUGCUCCCAACCCAUCGCUGUCAGGUGCUCUGCUCCCAACCCAUCGCUGUCAGGUGCUCUGCUCCCAACCCAUCGCUGUCAGGUGCUCUGCUCCCAACCCAUCGCUGUCAGGUGCUCUGCUCCCAACCCAUCGCUGUCAGGUGCUCUGCUCCCAACCCAUCGCUGUCAGGUGCUCUGCUCCCAACCCAUCGCUGUCAGGUGCUCUGCUCCCAACCCAUCGCUGUCAGGUGCUCUGCUCCCAACCCAUCGCUGUCAGGUGCUCUGCUCCCAACCCAUCGCUGUCAGGUGCUCUGCUCCCAACCCAUCGCUGUCAGGUGCUCUGCUCCCAACCCAUCGCUGUCAGGUGCUCUGCUCCCAACCCAUCGCUGUCAGGUGCUCUGCUCCCAACCCAUCGCUGUCAGGUGCUCUGCUCCCAACCCAUCGCUGUCAGGUGCUCUGCUCCCAACCCAUCGCUGUCAGGUGCUCUGCUCCCAACCCAUCGCUGUCAGGUGCUCUGCUCCCAACCCAUCGCUGUCAGGUGCUCUGCUCCCAACCCAUCGCUGUCAGGUGCUCUGCUCCCAACCCAUCGCUGUCAGGUGCUCUGCUCCCAACCCAUCGCUGUCAGGUGCUCUGCUCCCAACCCAUCGCUGUCAGGUGCUCUGCUCCCAACCCAUCGCUGUCAGGUGCUCUGCUCCCAACCCAUCGCUGUCAGGUGCUCUGCUCCCAACCCAUCGCUGUCAGGUGCUCUGCUCCCAACCCAUCGCUGUCAGGUGCUCUGCUCCCAACCCAUCGCUGUCAGGUGCUCUGCUCCCAACCCAUCGCUGUCAGGUGCUCUGCUCCCAACCCAUCGCUGUCAGGUGCUCUGCUCCCAACCCAUCGCUGUCAGGUGCUCUGCUCCCAACCCAUCGCUGUCAGGUGCUCUGCUCCCAACCCAUCGCUGUCAGGUGCUCUGCUCCCAACCCAUCGCUGUCAGGUGCUCUGCUCCCAACCCAUCGCUGUCAGGUGCUCUGCUCCCAACCCAUCGCUGUCAGGUGCUCUGCUCCCAACCCAUCGCUGUCAGGUGCUCUGCUCCCAACCCAUCGCUGUCAGGUGCUCUGCUCCCAACCCAUCGCUGUCAGGUGCUCUGCUCCCAACCCAUCGCUGUCAGGUGCUCUGCUCCCAACCCAUCGCUGUCAGGUGCUCUGCUCCCAACCCAUCGCUGUCAGGUGCUCUGCUCCCAACCCAUCGCUGUCAGGUGCUCUGCUCCCAACCCAUCGCUGUCAGGUGCUCUGCUCCCAACCCAUCGCUGUCAGGUGCUCUGCUCCCAACCCAUCGCUGUCAGGUGCUCUGCUCCCAACCCAUCGCUGUCAGGUGCUCUGCUCCCAACCCAUCGCUGUCAGGUGCUCUGCUCCCAACCCAUCGCUGUCAGGUGCUCUGCUCCCAACCCAUCGCUGUCAGGUGCUCUGCUCCCAACCCAUCGCUGUCAGGUGCUCUGCUCCCAACCCAUCGCUGUCAGGUGCUCUGCUCCCAACCCAUCGCUGUCAGGUGCUCUGCUCCCAACCCAUCGCUGUCAGGUGCUCUGCUCCCAACCCAUCGCUGUCAGGUGCUCUGCUCCCAACCCAUCGCUGUCAGGUGCUCUGCUCCCAACCCAUCGCUGUCAGGUGCUCUGCUCCCAACCCAUCGCUGUCAGGUGCUCUGCUCCCAACCCAUCGCUGUCAGGUGCUCUGCUCCCAACCCAUCGCUGUCAGGUGCUCUGCUCCCAACCCAUCGCUGUCAGGUGCUCUGCUCCCAACCCAUCGCUGUCAGGUGCUCUGCUCCCAACCCAUCGCUGUCAGGUGCUCUGCUCCCAACCCAUCGCUGUCAGGUGCUCUGCUCCCAACCCAUCGCUGUCAGGUGCUCUGCUCCCAACCCAUCGCUGUCAGGUGCUCUGCUCCCAACCCAUCGCUGUCAGGUGCUCUGCUCCCAACCCAUCGCUGUCAGGUGCUCUGCUCCCAACCCAUCGCUGUCAGGUGCUCUGCUCCCAACCCAUCGCUGUCAGGUGCUCUGCUCCCAACCCAUCGCUGUCAGGUGCUCUGCUCCCAACCCAUCGCUGUCAGGUGCUCUGCUCCCAACCCAUCGCUGUCAGGUGCUCUGCUCCCAACCCAUCGCUGUCAGGUGCUCUGCUCCCAACCCAUCGCUGUCAGGUGCUCUGCUCCCAACCCAUCGCUGUCAGGUGCUCUGCUCCCAACCCAUCGCUGUCAGGUGCUCUGCUCCCAACCCAUCGCUGUCAGGUGCUCUGCUCCCAACCCAUCGCUGUCAGGUGCUCUGCUCCCAACCCAUCGCUGUCAGGUGCUCUGCUCCCAACCCAUCGCUGUCAGGUGCUCUGCUCCCAACCCAUCGCUGUCAGGUGCUCUGCUCCCAACCCAUCGCUGUCAGGUGCUCUGCUCCCAACCCAUCGCUGUCAGGUGCUCUGCUCCCAACCCAUCGCUGUCAGGUGCUCUGCUCCCAACCCAUCGCUGUCAGGUGCUCUGCUCCCAACCCAUCGCUGUCAGGUGCUCUGCUCCCAACCCAUCGCUGUCAGGUGCUCUGCUCCCAACCCAUCGCUGUCAGGUGCUCUGCUCCCAACCCAUCGCUGUCAGGUGCUCUGCUCCCAACCCAUCGCUGUCAGGUGCUCUGCUCCCAACCCAUCGCUGUCAGGUGCUCUGCUCCCAACCCAUCGCUGUCAGGUGCUCUGCUCCCAACCCAUCGCUGUCAGGUGCUCUGCUCCCAACCCAUCGCUGUCAGGUGCUCUGCUCCCAACCCAUCGCUGUCAGGUGCUCUGCUCCCAACCCAUCGCUGUCAGGUGCUCUGCUCCCAACCCAUCGCUGUCAGGUGCUCUGCUCCCAACCCAUCGCUGUCAGGUGCUCUGCUCCCAACCCAUCGCUGUCAGGUGCUCUGCUCCCAACCCAUCGCUGUCAGGUGCUCUGCUCCCAACCCAUCGCUGUCAGGUGCUCUGCUCCCAACCCAUCGCUGUCAGGUGCUCUGCUCCCAACCCAUCGCUGUCAGGUGCUCUGCUCCCAACCCAUCGCUGUCAGGUGCUCUGCUCCCAACCCAUCGCUGUCAGGUGCUCUGCUCCCAACCCAUCGCUGUCAGGUGCUCUGCUCCCAACCCAUCGCUGUCAGGUGCUCUGCUCCCAACCCAUCGCUGUCAGGUGCUCUGCUCCCAACCCAUCGCUGUCAGGUGCUCUGCUCCCAACCCAUCGCUGUCAGGUGCUCUGCUCCCAACCCAUCGCUGUCAGGUGCUCUGCUCCCAACCCAUCGCUGUCAGGUGCUCUGCUCCCAACCCAUCGCUGUCAGGUGCUCUGCUCCCAACCCAUCGCUGUCAGGUGCUCUGCUCCCAACCCAUCGCUGUCAGGUGCUCUGCUCCCAACCCAUCGCUGUCAGGUGCUCUGCUCCCAACCCAUCGCUGUCAGGUGCUCUGCUCCCAACCCAUCGCUGUCAGGUGCUCUGCUCCCAACCCAUCGCUGUCAGGUGCUCUGCUCCCAACCCAUCGCUGUCAGGUGCUCUGCUCCCAACCCAUCGCUGUCAGGUGCUCUGCUCCCAACCCAUCGCUGUCAGGUGCUCUGCUCCCAACCCAUCGCUGUCAGGUGCUCUGCUCCCAACCCAUCGCUGUCAGGUGCUCUGCUCCCAACCCAUCGCUGUCAGGUGCUCUGCUCCCAACCCAUCGCUGUCAGGUGCUCUGCUCCCAACCCAUCGCUGUCAGGUGCUCUGCUCCCAACCCAUCGCUGUCAGGUGCUCUGCUCCCAACCCAUCGCUGUCAGGUGCUCUGCUCCCAACCCAUCGCUGUCAGGUGCUCUGCUCCCAACCCAUCGCUGUCAGGUGCUCUGCUCCCAACCCAUCGCUGUCAGGUGCUCUGCUCCCAACCCAUCGCUGUCAGGUGCUCUGCUCCCAACCCAUCGCUGUCAGGUGCUCUGCUCCCAACCCAUCGCUGUCAGGUGCUCUGCUCCCAACCCAUCGCUGUCAGGUGCUCUGCUCCCAACCCAUCGCUGUCAGGUGCUCUGCUCCCAACCCAUCGCUGUCAGGUGCUCUGCUCCCAACCCAUCGCUGUCAGGUGCUCUGCUCCCAACCCAUCGCUGUCAGGUGCUCUGCUCCCAACCCAUCGCUGUCAGGUGCUCUGCUCCCAACCCAUCGCUGUCAGGUGCUCUGCUCCCAACCCAUCGCUGUCAGGUGCUCUGCUCCCAACCCAUCGCUGUCAGGUGCUCUGCUCCCAACCCAUCGCUGUCAGGUGCUCUGCUCCCAACCCAUCGCUGUCAGGUGCUCUGCUCCCAACCCAUCGCUGUCAGGUGCUCUGCUCCCAACCCAUCGCUGUCAGGUGCUCUGCUCCCAACCCAUCGCUGUCAGGUGCUCUGCUCCCAACCCAUCGCUGUCAGGUGCUCUGCUCCCAACCCAUCGCUGUCAGGUGCUCUGCUCCCAACCCAUCGCUGUCAGGUGCUCUGCUCCCAACCCAUCGCUGUCAGGUGCUCUGCUCCCAACCCAUCGCUGUCAGGUGCUCUGCUCCCAACCCAUCGCUGUCAGGUGCUCUGCUCCCAACCCAUCGCUGUCAGGUGCUCUGCUCCCAACCCAUCGCUGUCAGGUGCUCUGCUCCCAACCCAUCGCUGUCAGGUGCUCUGCUCCCAACCCAUCGCUGUCAGGUGCUCUGCUCCCAACCCAUCGCUGUCAGGUGCUCUGCUCCCAACCCAUCGCUGUCAGGUGCUCUGCUCCCAACCCAUCGCUGUCAGGUGCUCUGCUCCCAACCCAUCGCUGUCAGGUGCUCUGCUCCCAACCCAUCGCUGUCAGGUGCUCUGCUCCCAACCCAUCGCUGUCAGGUGCUCUGCUCCCAACCCAUCGCUGUCAGGUGCUCUGCUCCCAACCCAUCGCUGUCAGGUGCUCUGCUCCCAACCCAUCGCUGUCAGGUGCUCUGCUCCCAACCCAUCGCUGUCAGGUGCUCUGCUCCCAACCCAUCGCUGUCAGGUGCUCUGCUCCCAACCCAUCGCUGUCAGGUGCUCUGCUCCCAACCCAUCGCUGUCAGGUGCUCUGCUCCCAACCCAUCGCUGUCAGGUGCUCUGCUCCCAACCCAUCGCUGUCAGGUGCUCUGCUCCCAACCCAUCGCUGUCAGGUGCUCUGCUCCCAACCCAUCGCUGUCAGGUGCUCUGCUCCCAACCCAUCGCUGUCAGGUGCUCUGCUCCCAACCCAUCGCUGUCAGGUGCUCUGCUCCCAACCCAUCGCUGUCAGGUGCUCUGCUCCCAACCCAUCGCUGUCAGGUGCUCUGCUCCCAACCCAUCGCUGUCAGGUGCUCUGCUCCCAACCCAUCGCUGUCAGGUGCUCUGCUCCCAACCCAUCGCUGUCAGGUGCUCUGCUCCCAACCCAUCGCUGUCAGGUGCUCUGCUCCCAACCCAUCGCUGUCAGGUGCUCUGCUCCCAACCCAUCGCUGUCAGGUGCUCUGCUCCCAACCCAUCGCUGUCAGGUGCUCUGCUCCCAACCCAUCGCUGUCAGGUGCUCUGCUCCCAACCCAUCGCUGUCAGGUGCUCUGCUCCCAACCCAUCGCUGUCAGGUGCUCUGCUCCCAACCCAUCGCUGUCAGGUGCUCUGCUCCCAACCCAUCGCUGUCAGGUGCUCUGCUCCCAACCCAUCGCUGUCAGGUGCUCUGCUCCCAACCCAUCGCUGUCAGGUGCUCUGCUCCCAACCCAUCGCUGUCAGGUGCUCUGCUCCCAACCCAUCGCUGUCAGGUGCUCUGCUCCCAACCCAUCGCUGUCAGGUGCUCUGCUCCCAACCCAUCGCUGUCAGGUGCUCUGCUCCCAACCCAUCGCUGUCAGGUGCUCUGCUCCCAACCCAUCGCUGUCAGGUGCUCUGCUCCCAACCCAUCGCUGUCAGGUGCUCUGCUCCCAACCCAUCGCUGUCAGGUGCUCUGCUCCCAACCCAUCGCUGUCAGGUGCUCUGCUCCCAACCCAUCGCUGUCAGGUGCUCUGCUCCCAACCCAUCGCUGUCAGGUGCUCUGCUCCCAACCCAUCGCUGUCAGGUGCUCUGCUCCCAACCCAUCGCUGUCAGGUGCUCUGCUCCCAACCCAUCGCUGUCAGGUGCUCUGCUCCCAACCCAUCGCUGUCAGGUGCUCUGCUCCCAACCCAUCGCUGUCAGGUGCUCUGCUCCCAACCCAUCGCUGUCAGGUGCUCUGCUCCCAACCCAUCGCUGUCAGGUGCUCUGCUCCCAACCCAUCGCUGUCAGGUGCUCUGCUCCCAACCCAUCGCUGUCAGGUGCUCUGCUCCCAACCCAUCGCUGUCAGGUGCUCUGCUCCCAACCCAUCGCUGUCAGGUGCUCUGCUCCCAACCCAUCGCUGUCAGGUGCUCUGCUCCCAACCCAUCGCUGUCAGGUGCUCUGCUCCCAACCCAUCGCUGUCAGGUGCUCUGCUCCCAACCCAUCGCUGUCAGGUGCUCUGCUCCCAACCCAUCGCUGUCAGGUGCUCUGCUCCCAACCCAUCGCUGUCAGGUGCUCUGCUCCCAACCCAUCGCUGUCAGGUGCUCUGCUCCCAACCCAUCGCUGUCAGGUGCUCUGCUCCCAACCCAUCGCUGUCAGGUGCUCUGCUCCCAACCCAUCGCUGUCAGGUGCUCUGCUCCCAACCCAUCGCUGUCAGGUGCUCUGCUCCCAACCCAUCGCUGUCAGGUGCUCUGCUCCCAACCCAUCGCUGUCAGGUGCUCUGCUCCCAACCCAUCGCUGUCAGGUGCUCUGCUCCCAACCCAUCGCUGUCAGGUGCUCUGCUCCCAACCCAUCGCUGUCAGGUGCUCUGCUCCCAACCCAUCGCUGUCAGGUGCUCUGCUCCCAACCCAUCGCUGUCAGGUGCUCUGCUCCCAACCCAUCGCUGUCAGGUGCUCUGCUCCCAACCCAUCGCUGUCAGGUGCUCUGCUCCCAACCCAUCGCUGUCAGGUGCUCUGCUCCCAACCCAUCGCUGUCAGGUGCUCUGCUCCCAACCCAUCGCUGUCAGGUGCUCUGCUCCCAACCCAUCGCUGUCAGGUGCUCUGCUCCCAACCCAUCGCUGUCAGGUGCUCUGCUCCCAACCCAUCGCUGUCAGGUGCUCUGCUCCCAACCCAUCGCUGUCAGGUGCUCUGCUCCCAACCCAUCGCUGUCAGGUGCUCUGCUCCCAACCCAUCGCUGUCAGGUGCUCUGCUCCCAACCCAUCGCUGUCAGGUGCUCUGCUCCCAACCCAUCGCUGUCAGGUGCUCUGCUCCCAACCCAUCGCUGUCAGGUGCUCUGCUCCCAACCCAUCGCUGUCAGGUGCUCUGCUCCCAACCCAUCGCUGUCAGGUGCUCUGCUCCCAACCCAUCGCUGUCAGGUGCUCUGCUCCCAACCCAUCGCUGUCAGGUGCUCUGCUCCCAACCCAUCGCUGUCAGGUGCUCUGCUCCCAACCCAUCGCUGUCAGGUGCUCUGCUCCCAACCCAUUGUCCUCACCUCUCUCUCGCUUUUCAGGUGA